AUGUCUCAAAACGAAGGGCAUCUACGCCCAAAGAAACUCAUCUUCGCACCAGGCGAUAUAUCAGCAACCCCAGAACUCGAAGCGACCGAAACCCCGGCAACGCAAGCCGACUCAUCUACUGCCCUCCGCUCCGAAACAUCCACGCCCAAUUCCGAAACCGAAACCGAAAUCAUCUCCCACCCCGCAAGAGCCCACCAGUUCAUCACAAACCCACCCCUCACCGUCUCCCAAAUCCACGGCACAAACCCCCUCCACCAAUUCCACUCCUGGUUCAAGGACCCCCGCCUGUUGCCCAGCUCCGCCCCAGAAACCUGCACUCUAGCAACCGCUUCUCUACCCUCCGGCCGCGUCAGCGCCCGCGUCGUCUACCUGAAAGAGCUAGACGAGCGAGGCUGGGUUGUCUACAGUAACUGGGGUAGCCGCGAAGGCAAAGGCGGACAAGUCUUCGGCAACGAAGAGGGGGGAUCGACUAAGCUCCCCGAGCCAUCCGAGGCUGCAGCGUCGCACCUGGGUAACAGAUGGGGUGCGCUGACAUUCUGCUGGGCAGCCGUCGAGCGCCAGGUGCGUAUUGAGGGAAAAUUUGAGCCGCUUAGUCGGGAGGAAAGUGAGCUUUAUUGGCGGACUCGCGAGCGGGGUAGUCAGAUUGGAGGUUGGGCUAGUUGGCAGAGUAAGGUCCUUUGGUCUGCGCAGCCGGCACAGAUGGAAGAGCGUCAGAGACGGAAAAGUGUUGCGAAAGUGCAGGAGGCGGAGGCUGGGAGUGACGCGCUUGCGAAGCUUGAUCAGACGGAUAUUGAUGAUGGAAGAGCGGCUCUUGAGCAGCGGGUGAAGGAUAUGGAAAAGAAGUUUGAGGGUGUGAAGGAUAUCCCGCUUCCGCCUUUCUGGGGUGGUGUGCGCUUGGUUCCGGAGUCUGUGGAGUUUUGGCAGGGGAGGAAGAGUCGGUUGCAUGAUCGAUUUAGGUAUGUUAGGGAGGGAGAGGAUGGACAGUGGCGGUUGCAGAGACUUUCUCCAUGA
Penicillium pulvis is the source of this 1011-nucleotide messenger RNA. Its product is annotated as pyridoxamine-phosphate oxidase PDX3. The coding region runs from base 1 to 1011 and encodes 336 amino acids. The transcript has 2 exons. Gene Ontology annotation, biological process: pyridoxine biosynthetic process. Gene Ontology annotation, molecular function: pyridoxamine phosphate oxidase activity; FMN binding. Lineage: Eukaryota; Fungi; Ascomycota; Eurotiomycetes; Eurotiales; Aspergillaceae. The record is from RefSeq and is a predicted model, not a curated record.